AUGUCCAAUACAAAAACCACAUGUCGAGAUGGAACUGACAGUACGGAACAAUCGAAAAUCGAGCAGCAAUCCGAUUUGCUAGCAACCAACAACAAUACGCGCACAUUGUUUGAGAACGGCCAGCAAUACUUCACUAAUCGCCAACAAGCUGAAAGUGUAACUACAGAUUUAAAACUAACUGAUUUUUUGCGAUGUUAUGUUCAACUUGAACGUUGUGAGGUCAAAGACUAUAGUAUCAGCGCUAGUGAGACUCCAGGUGGAACUUUUCAAGAAGAUAUGUCAUCUACACAACAAGAUGAAAAGGAAACAACGGCAAUGGAAUCGCAACAGAAAGAUCAACAUGAUGAAUCCAUUGAAUUCAAAACAAAACCAGGCGAAGAAUAA
Molecule: messenger RNA, 384 nt
Organism: Adineta ricciae
Lineage: Eukaryota; Metazoa; Rotifera; Eurotatoria; Adinetida; Adinetidae
Source: the annotation of a GenBank genome assembly